AUGUGUCGACACUCAGCCAUCAUCCACACUUGCGAUUGUGAACCGAAAACCACAUUUCGCAAGUGUGCAUAUCAACUCAAAGCCGAAUCCAAGAGCAAGAAAAAGGGCUUCAAGCCCCUUGAAUGCCCAAACUACUUCCGAGAACCCAGCGUCCAAGUGGACGCAAAGUGCUGCAAUUGCCUGGCAUUCGAUUUAGUCAUCGAACAAUCUUUCGCACCCAAACAACCUUUGGCUUACCACAGACGUCGUAUCUCCUUGGACAAGAAAGGUAACGAAAAGCUCCGCUCAAGCAGUUCGGGCGCUCAGCCAUCACGCGCAGCCACUCUCCAACCCCAACCCCAAUCACAUCAAACCCCCCCACCUUCACAGCCGGCCCGAGCAAGCACAUCGAAGGGCGUCAGCCGCAAGAUCGGAGACAAGGUGAAGAAUUUGAUGAAGAAGUUUGAAAAAUGA
Messenger RNA from Botrytis byssoidea, 453 nucleotides. RefSeq lists its product as uncharacterized. Bases 1 to 453 code for a protein of 150 amino acids. Lineage: Eukaryota; Fungi; Ascomycota; Leotiomycetes; Helotiales; Sclerotiniaceae. The transcript has a single exon. The record is from RefSeq and is a predicted model, not a curated record.